Molecule: messenger RNA, 2466 nt
Organism: Durusdinium trenchii
Lineage: Eukaryota; Dinophyceae; Suessiales; Symbiodiniaceae
Source: the annotation of a GenBank genome assembly
AUGCGAUCCUUGAUCUCGGACCUUCAGAAAAACUAUCCUGAUGACCCGACUGCAAAGAAGGCGAUCAUUCAGCUCAACACUGACCUCGUCACCUUGGACGCCGAGUACAACAAAUUGUCCGACAUGGUGGCCAAAGGUGAAAGGGAUGAUCACAAUGAGCAGUGCACCAAAGUAGCACAGAAUGAAGCCAAGAUUCGGUCUGCAAAGAAGCACUUCAAGAAGAAGGAGUCGGAGGAAUCUGUAAAAACUUUGGCUUACCAACAUCUACCCUUUGAAAGUGAUUUUCAGCUAAGUGACCCACAGGAUCCACCGUCGUUUCUUUGGGAAGAUCGCUAUCUACAGCAUCCUGACCUUAGAAGCCUUCCCAGGUCCCAGGAUGUAUUCAGGAAGAUUGAAUUGGAUCCGUGCUUGUUGCUUGCACUGCCAAAGCCAAGUGCCACAGCUGGCCGUAUUUUGGAGCAUGCCAUCCAAACGUUUGAGGACCUUGUAUCCAAGAACAAACCAUUGACCUUCAAGUUCGGGAUAACUCACGAUGCGUCCAUACGAUGGAACAACGAAACUUUUGGAUACAAAUACUCGAAGGAUAUUUUCGACUACAUGUUGGUUAUCUAUGGAGCUUCAAAUCCAUAUGGACCUGCUUUCCUAGAAGCUGCCAGCUGCGUCAGCCAGAUCCUGACUGCUGAAGCAGUUGCCCACGACAUGGGUGAGUGCAGGGCCGCUGACGUUGGUGUGCGACAGUGGGCUAAGUGCCAUGUGAAAAACUCUGAACGAGAUGUUCAUAGGACCAUGAAAAAACAGAAGACCAAGUUAGAGAUACCAGUGGGGACCAUAGAUUGUGACGGGUGUGAGAUCCCAUGGAUUUCUCCAGAGUCGUGGCUCCAGUUUGUUGUGGACAGGGGUCUUUGGCCUGUGCUGGCUGGGUGCGCUCUCAGUGACUACGAGGGAGCCCGUUGCAAUUGGUCAGAGUUUUGGCAGACCUAUGAAAAGGUCAACCCUUCCUUUGAUCUAUUCCACAUGCAGGGAAUAGACCUGUCUAGAACUGCUGCUUGCCUGAUUCAUGGCGAUGAGGGCAGGACUUUGAAGCGUGGCGGCAUGCUGGUGACUUCGCUGCAGAGUGCUCUUGGUCGUGGCUAUGACGAGAAACGUGUCAGAAGGCAAGCCUUGGCUGCAGGAGACCGUCCUCCUUUAUAUGUCAACUUUGCUGGGCAUUCAUUUACCACCCGGUUUGUUGUAUCCACGAUUCCAAAGACAGCUUACGAUGUGCAGCCUGAACUGUUCCACAGUGCUUUGGACCAUGUGGCCAGGUCAUGUCGGAAGUUGCUGGACAAUGGGUGUGUGGACAAGUCUCGUGGUGGGGAGACCUUCAGAAUAGUUAUUCUGGGGGUCAAAGGUGAUGCUCCAUACUUGACCAAAGCUGCCCAUUUCUACAGGUCGUACAACACCACGGCCAAGCGAGGCGAAGAGCGUGGGCCCCCGAAAGGCUGCUGCCCGUAUUGUCUUGCUGGAACCCGGUCGUGCGCUGCUGAGGAGGUUGCGACGGACAAACCUCAAUGGCUUAGCACUGUCGGUGUCAAACUCCCUUGGGUCAGGAACCCUGCGCUGAUUCGUCAUUUGGUGCAUGAUCGGUCAUUUCCAGCUGGAUUCUUCAAGUCUGAUAUUUGGCAUGUGUUCCACUUGGGCUUUGGACGUUCUUGGGUGGCCAGUGUGCUACAGUGUACAUUGCCUUACCUUCCAUGUGACAAUUUGGAACAGAAGUUUGAUUUCCUGACGUCGAAGUACCUUGCAUGGUGUGCUGGAAACAAGAAACAGGCCCAUGUCAGCCGAAUCACGCCUUACCUGAUGAGCUAUGGCGACGCAAGUGGUGCCAUGGGCAACUGGCACAAAGGUGCCCUCACCACGAACUUCAUGCAGUUUCUGGUUGACUUGCUGGGUCAGAUACCUUUGGACCAAGAAGGGUUGCUCUUGAAGUGUCGUGCUGCUACGUAUCGGAUGAAUGCAAUGUUCAGUCUCCUUUACCGUGCUGGCGCUUUCUUGACAGAGAACGAAUGUGUUUUCGUGUCGGAGCAGGGGCUGGCCUAUUUGGACACCUAUGCGCACCUUGCCAAUGCUAUGUUCCGAGCUGGCAAGCAGUGGCUGUUUCCGUUGUACCCGAAAUUACACAUUUUUCACCACAUCAUUUUGGAGGUGAAGCAACAGGGGUUGGCAGUAAAGACUGCCUGCAACCCCACUAUGUGGGGUUGCCAAAUGGACGAGGAUCUUGUGGGCAAGGCUUCUCGUCUGUCUAGGCGAGUUUCGAUUCGAAAGGUAGCUUCACGUUCAUUGGACCGGCCGCUGCAUAUGCAGCCUUUGUACGGGGUGGGCUGCUGGUUUAGAAAAGAGUCUGGGUGUGUCUGGGUGGGUUUCUGGACGGCAUGUUUGUUUGUUGGAGUUUCAUGCAUGUGCAUGUUGAGUCUUUUUGAGCAAUGA